AUGUCCCAGGACAUAAAGUUAAAACAGAAAAAGUUUUUCAAUAUACCAAAGAAAACAUUUGCUGUUGUUGGUAUUGAUCCUUUGGCGGAUAAGAAGGAGCGCAUUAUUAAAAAUCCCAUUAUCUGCUGUGGCUACUAUGUAUUGACCUUCAUCUUCGUCUUGGCUUGUAUUGAUUUUAGUGUUAAGAAUUUGGAUAAUAUGAAUGAAUAUACUACAAUAUCGGUUCUAAAUCAAUUGAUUAUAGUUUUAUGGAAAAUUGCCGUAUUUUGGAUAAAACGUCAGAGGAUUUGUAAAUUAAUCAAGGACAUUUGGCAGUGGAAUGAAAAUGUAAAUGCCGAAGAAUUUCGCAUAAUAGAGAAAAUAGGCACUAAAACCGCUAUGAUUAGUAAAUGGUAUUAUUUAGCAGUGGGAGCUGCUGGUCUCAUUAGUUUAUUAAGUCCUCUGAUAACAAAACUUAUAAGACUUUUGCAAGGAGUAGAGGGAGAUAUGGAAUUACCACAUCAAGCCACCUACUUGUGGAACAUCUCUACACCGUGGGGCUACAUUAUAGCUUUUCUGUGGGAUUAUAUAAUUGUAAAUUUUCUAUUUAAUGCUUCGGUGGCCAUUGAUACACUAUUCAUAUGGCUGGCGUCCAAUAUAAUCGUGCGUUUUGGCAUCUUAAAGGAACGUUUUAAAAGGGCGGCCCAACAAGAUGUACAAACUAUAACGAGUGUUAUUAUUAUAGAGAAUAUAAAGUUUCAUUCUUCUAUCUUGGACAUGGCUCAAGAGUUGGAUGCAAUAUUUGGUGAAAUUAUUUUCGUCAAGUCUAUAGUUAGUUGUACACAAAUUUGCUUUUUGGUUUUUCGUUUUAUGGGUAAAGAUAAUUCCUUGAUUACUAUCAGCUACAAUUUUGUAUUUUUGAUAGCAGUGGCUAUGCAAUUAUUUUUAUACUGCUACAGUGGUGAAUUGAUAAAAGAAGAGAGCCUUAACGUGUCCAUUAAUGUUUACGAAUCCUUUACUUGGUGUAAGUUAACAUUGGAAUGUCAGAAAAUGCUACAAAUGAUAAUGUUACGUUCCCAGAGAUGUGCUAAUAUACAGGGAUUAUUUUUCAAUCUAAACUUGAGUUUAUAUUUAUGGUUUUUUAAAACUGCCGGUUCUUUGAUAGCUGUGCUUCAGACCAUAGAAGACGUUUGA
Messenger RNA from Lucilia sericata (common green bottle fly), 1173 nucleotides. RefSeq names its product odorant receptor 45a-like. Gene Ontology annotation, molecular function: olfactory receptor activity; odorant binding. Bases 1 to 1173 code for a protein of 390 amino acids. Lineage: Eukaryota; Metazoa; Arthropoda; Insecta; Diptera; Calliphoridae. The transcript is spliced from 5 exons. Gene Ontology annotation, cellular component: plasma membrane. Gene Ontology annotation, biological process: sensory perception of smell; detection of chemical stimulus involved in sensory perception of smell. The record is from RefSeq and is a predicted model, not a curated record.